UGGGGCCCGCCGGCCUGGUGCGUGCGCACGCGCGCUGGGCCCGGAGGCGUCGGGACGUGCGGCGCGCGGGGCGCGGAGGCGCACCUGUGAGGUGUCCCCAGAGGAGCGGGCGGUGGGUGCGCGGAGCCGGGCCCGGGCGCCCCUACCCCUCGCGCGGCAGCCGGCGGCCCGGAGCCCGACGAGCGCCCUGCGCAGGUGACGAGGAGCCGGGCGCGGAGCGGCCGCCGCGGGACGCCUCCAUUCCAUUGUCUGACCGGGCCGGGCCGGGCCUCCCCAGGAGACUGGAGUGGCGCCUGGGCAGGGAGUCCUCAGCGGGAGGAGCCGCACACCUGGGCCCCAGGAGCUGGCUUCCGGGGAAGGCUCCGGCGGAUGUGCAGGAGGCGGGAUGUCACACUGACCCUUCCCGGGGAGCCUGCACGCAGCCUCUCAGCCUCUGCGGCGAGGGACACUGUGCACCGCCGUCUCUGCGUGAGAAGUGCGAGGCCGUCCACACGAGGGAGCUUCCAGGGGCUUCAAACGCCCGCCAAGGCCUGCAGCCGGAGCCCGUGGAAUGUUGACACUCGGGACCCAAAAGGGAGCUCGGCGUUCAUGAGCCCAGGAUUCGCGCGGGCGUGCGUGUCGCUGCAUCGUCCGUAGAGACCGAGGGGAACACUAUGCAGGAAGAAGCCUUACUCAGGAAGGCAGGCAGGGCAGAGCUUAGGCCCACCUUGAACCCCCCGAGCAGAGCGAGCCUGAGAUAAGCCGCCAGCAUGGCCAAGUGCGAGGCUCAGCGACCUCGCGCCCUCUAACUAGUAGCCACAAGGAACUGUCUCCGCUCCGCCACGAUACCAAAUAGGAAACAUGAUCUACAAGUGCCCCAUGUGUAGGGAGUUUUUCUCUGAGAGAGCAGACCUGUUCAUGCAUCAGAAGGUCCACACUGCCGAGAAGCCCCAUAAGUGUGACAAGUGCGACAAGGGCUUCUUUCACAUAUCAGAGCUCCACAUUCACUGGCGAGACCACACAGGAGAGAAGGUCUAUAAAUGCGAUGAUUGCGGUAAGGAUUUCAGCACCACAACGAAACUUAACAGACAUAAGAAAAUCCACACAGUAGAAAAGCCCUAUAAAUGUUAUGAGUGUGGCAAAGCCUUCAAUUGGAGCUCACACCUUCAGAUUCACAUGAGAGUUCAUACAGGCGAGAAACCCUAUGUCUGCAGCGAGUGCGGGAGGGGCUUUAGUAAUAGCUCAAACCUGUGCAUGCAUCAGAGAGUCCACACCGGAGAGAAACCCUUCAAAUGCGAAGAGUGUGGGAAGGCCUUUCGGCACACUUCCAGCCUCUGCAUGCAUCAAAGGGUGCACACGGGGGAGAAGCCCUAUAAAUGUUACGAGUGUGGGAAGGCCUUCAGCCAGAGCUCUAGCCUCUGCAUCCACCAGAGAGUGCACACUGGGGAGAAGCCCUACAGGUGCUGUGGGUGUGGGAAGGCCUUCAGCCAGAGCUCCAGCCUCUGCAUCCACCAGAGAGUGCACACUGGGGAGAAGCCUUUUAAAUGCGAUGAGUGUGGGAAGGCCUUCAGCCAGAGCACCAGCCUCUGCAUCCACCAGAGAGUGCACACAAAGGAGAGAAACCAUCUCAAAAUAUCAGUUAUAUAGAGCGUUUUGCUAAGAGUUAAAAAUCUUAAAACCCGUAAGUGCCACUAGGAAGGAAACCCUAUGAAUACCUGCAUUGACCCAAGAAAUUGCUCCUGGAAGCCCGGCAGAACGUUCUUUUGAGGAGGUGUAGGUGAGGUGGUUUGUUUUUAAUUCCCACCAAGUGUGUUCCACAACUUGAUGUCCCUCCGGGCGUCUGCCCAGGAUGGGUUGUGAGGUCCCAGCCGUCUCCCAUUCACAGAAUGCGGGUGUGUGUUUCCUGGGCUUCCGGCCCGAUGCCUCUCUAGUUGAGUGCUACACAGGAAACCAUGAUCAUCACCCAGCCUCCCGCGUCACCUCCCACGGACGCUUCACCCACCAGCGAGUGUCCAGGUACCCCUGUCAGGAGCUCAGGACCCCCUUCUCUGGAUCAGCGUGUCAGUUAGUGCUUUGAAAGGGACCGCUCCCCGAGGCAGUGCUCUAGAAUUUCUCCAUAGAUCCCAUUGUCUGUCGCCCCACUUCCCUGCGUGUCCUCAAAGUCCUUUCCCAGAAACACCACCCUUCCUAGAUGGCAUCCGAUCUCACUAGGUUUCAGGCGUCUCGGGCGCCACUCAUGCGACCCAUCAGGAGUCAUUGGCAGGCGCACGCUCCCUUAAACAUUUUUUUUUUAAUUUUGUGGAUUCUGCUAAUCACUGUGUUCCUUCCUGUUAGACUUUCUAGCGGCUCCAUCACCUAUUUCUAACUUGAACUUUUUUUUUGGAAGUAGCUGAAUGCAAAUAGGGAGGGGUAGGCAGAGCUGGAACUUUUCUGUGCCCAGAUUGCCCUCAGGGGCUCCUUUGUGACUGGAUCCUUCUGGGCCAGAGCAGCCCGUGGGGGUGGGAGGUGGGAGGAGCCACUGUUAUAGUCUCAUCCCUGUGAUUCUGGGCAGUGGCAGCCGGGAGCCCUCGGUGACCCCUUGGUUGAGGAUUACCUAUCGGUUCCUUUUUAGGCCUGAAUGUCUAUGCUAGUUACCUUUUCUUUCUUCAUUCAUUCGAAUAUUUAUUGAACACCUCCUAUGUGCCAGGCACUGUGCUGGGUGCAGGGAAUGCCACUGAAUCAGACAGACAAGGGCCCCUACUCAUGGAGUUUACUUCUGGUGGAGGAGACAGGCGAUGAGUAAACAAACAUAACGUAGUUGAGAUAGUGAUUAAGUGCUAUGAAGAAAAUAAACUGGGUGAUGAUUUAAGUCGAGGGUGGGAGGGCGGGGGUGGGGCAUCCUUAGGUAGCAGUCGGGCAAGGCCUUUCUGGGGGUGGCGUUGGGCGGAGAGCAGAGGAUCUCUGGCUGGUGGAGCCCCCAAACCGUAGCGGGUGGACCUGCGGUGUUUGUGGAAAGGCGGGUGCUGAGGAGUGAGCAGUGAGGGGCAGGUGCUGAGGUUCUAGGCCUUUUUUGUUUUGUUUUGUUUUUUUGUCUACAUUGAUAUUAAACACUCAUGUGGAGGAACUCAAGGAAUGUCUAGACGACCAAAAGUCCCCAGUGACAACAAAAGCGGCCAGCGGCCAGCCUUGUCUGCCCGUCCUGUCGGCACUGGCCCCACAUGCAGCCCUUUGCUCAGGAAGUCGUGGGGAGUUAUGGUCUCGAAGUUCGGACACGGGUGGCGUGUCCCCACGUGGUGUCUCCAUGGCACAGGUGGGAAACGAACCACCAGAGCAGUCAGAAGUGCUGGCGGAGCUUGGGUUUCUCACGUGUGAGCUUUCUGUUGGGCUGGAAGGGGGCGACUUAGGGGAGCACACGGUGGGCGGGCCGGGGAGCCAGGGGCCCUGGGGCAAACUGGUCACCGUCUGGAUUUGACUCCAGAUGUCGUCGCAAGUCUUGGGGGCCACACCCCACACGCUCCCCCUUCACCCAGAACGGCCGGCGCAGCCCCCACAGUCCCUUCCAGGCCGGUCCCGACCGCAGUGUACUGUAGCGUCUCUCUCAUGUCCAGUAGCGCGAGGCUUAGGGGAGUAGCCUUCUAGUCCGUAGAGUUAGUGUUAGGACAGUUGGUUUGAUUUCUAGCUUGAUCACUGUUAGGGGGGUGAGCUUGGGCAGAUCACUUGGCCUUCGAGUCUAGGUUCCUCCCCCGCGAGGACGCUGGGCUCGGGACUCCGUUCCCAGCUCGCCUAGAGUUCUAUAUUUCUACAUAGUUGAAUUAUUUUAUCAUGCUGUUGCUGGGAAACGACUAACACUUUUGAAGCUACUAAUCUUAUGUCGAGCUUUAAAGUCCAUAAUUGUCUUCAGAAAAUAUUAUUUGACCUACAGUAUGUCCAGAUCAGUUUAAUAAAAUUACUUUAUAACAGGG
This is a messenger RNA of Myotis myotis, 3920 nucleotides long. RefSeq names its product zinc finger protein 664 (gene ZNF664). The record is from RefSeq and is a predicted model, not a curated record. The transcript has 3 exons. Gene Ontology annotation, molecular function: RNA polymerase II cis-regulatory region sequence-specific DNA binding; DNA-binding transcription factor activity, RNA polymerase II-specific. Bases 841 to 1626 code for a protein of 261 amino acids. Gene Ontology annotation, cellular component: nucleus. Gene Ontology annotation, biological process: central nervous system development; regulation of transcription by RNA polymerase II. Lineage: Eukaryota; Metazoa; Chordata; Mammalia; Chiroptera; Vespertilionidae.